Magallana angulata is the source of this 5956-nucleotide messenger RNA. RefSeq names its product von Willebrand factor A domain-containing protein 8-like. Gene Ontology annotation, cellular component: cytoplasm. The coding region runs from base 102 to 5774 and encodes 1890 amino acids. Lineage: Eukaryota; Metazoa; Mollusca; Bivalvia; Ostreida; Ostreidae. The record is from RefSeq and is a predicted model, not a curated record. Gene Ontology annotation, molecular function: ATP binding; ATP hydrolysis activity. The transcript has 5 exons.
GUCUGCGCCCUGUGUGAGAAAGGUAGACUUUGAACUUGAAAGUAUCUUUGCCGUCCCAGUUUCUGACUUAACGAUGUGAUAAAUCAGGACAGACUAAAUCUAUGUCCUGGAUCAGACGGAUGAGCGGAAAUCGCUCAAAUUCUCGAUUGCAGGUGCUUAAAAACAUCUUGAAGAAUGGUCCAGAGAGGAACGAUUACUUCCUCACCAUUCGCCGGUGUUCUAAUCAGGCCAAAAAUGGUACUGAACAGGUGUCAAUAGGCGACAUUACAGUAACAGUGAGACCACCGAGAAAUGUGGAGGUGGUGCCAGUGAAGUACUUACAAGACACACCACCACAGUCUGUCCUGCAUCAUUUAAAAUGGAUCAUGCAAAAAGAUGGCCUCAAACAGGACGUGUUCCUAAUUGGAGGGCCAGGUCCAUUAAGAAGACAGGUGGCCAUGAUGUAUUUAGAGCUGACAAAGAGAGAAGUGGAGUAUGUCUCUCUGUCCAGAGACACAACAGAAACCGAUAUCAAACAGCGACGAGAAAUUGUGUCUGGCACUGCGUAUUACCAUGAUCAGCCGGCUGUUAAGGCUGCCAUCGAAGGGAGAGUGCUGGUAUUAGAAGGCAUUGAAAAGGCAGAGAGAAAUGUUUUGCCUAUAUUGAAUAAUCUUUUAGAAAAUCGAGAGAUGCAAUUAGAUGAUGGUAGAUUUUUAAUGUCAGCAGAAAGAUAUGAUAAAUUAUUGGAUGAUCAUUCAAAAGAGGAAUUAGAUGCAUUAAAGUUGGUUAGAGUAAAUGAAAAUUUUAGAGUUAUUGCCCUUGGUCAUCCUGUCCCUCGAUAUCGUGGAAACGCACUUGAUCCACCUUUGAGAUCUCGGUUUCAGUCUCGAGAUAUAAAUGCCUUGCCAUUUAAGGAGCAGCUUGAAUAUCUUCAAGAAGAGUUUUCAGGAAUCCCAGUUGCAAAAAUCUCACAAAUUUUGUCAUUUGGGACAGCAGUUAAUUCACAGGAGUCAUCCACUUUGGGUUUACCUGAUUUUCCCAUCUCUAACAUAUCAGGUGCAGUAAAAAUGUUGCAAACAAAUCCAAAUUUGGAGGUAACUGAUGUCAUAGACAAGCUGUAUCCUUAUUCUGUCAUUCUUAACAAAGAAGGUGUGUCUUCAGUCCAAAAUCUUUUGAAGACUUUCAAGUUGCAGCACAAAGAUAAAUAUAUAAUUAAAGGUCAGAUUGUAUCAGUUAAAGACAGAGAUCAAGGACUUGUCUCUGUUGAAACAGACAAAUCAAAGACAUUUGAUGUACUGAAAGGAUGUCUAGACACUAACAUGGAAAAUGAAUCAUUUAUACCCACUCCAUAUCACAACUCGGUUCUGGUUGAACUUAUGCAAACGCACGCGGCUCGCGAUUUUUGUGUCAUUGGCGCCCGAGGUUGUGGCAAAAGUAUUCUAGUUGAAAAGUUUGCUCAGCUGUUAGGAUAUGAAUUGGAACCCAUCAUGCUUUACCAAGACAUGACCUCGAGGGACCUUCUUCAGAAGCGCAUUACCGAGCCUAAUGGCGACACAACCUGGAUGAUGUCACCUCUUGUUGAGGCAGCUCUGAACGGACGUCUUGCAGUCCUCGACGGUCUUCAUCGUAUCAACCAAGGCUCAUUUGCGGUCCUUCAUCGUCUUAUUCACGACAGAGAGCUCCAGCUGUUUGAUGGUACGCGGCUAUUGAGACACGACCGGUAUGAACAGAUAAAAACCAACAGCGAAAUGACCGAUGAAGAUAUGAAAGAGCGUAAAGUUUUCCCCAUCCAUCCUGCUUUUCGAAUCAUUGCAUUGUCAGAACCGCCUGUCCCCGGAAGUGCCUCCCAACAAUGGAUGACAUCUGAAAUGUCGACGAUGUUCCUUUUUCACCAUCUGAGACCAUUGUCGUUAAAGGAAGAAGUAGACGUUGUAACAAAAGUCGUUCAGAAAUGUCCCAAUAUUGACAAACUGUUGAAGUUUGUACAUGAGCUCCGCAAGUCCACUGAUCCCGCUAUGACGUCAAUUGCUGCGUCUCUCUCCACUCGACAGUUAAUUCGAAUUGCCAAACGUUUAGCAAGUUUCCCCUCAAAAGAUCUACACGGAAUAAUCCAGAAGGCUUGCAUGUCAAGUUUCCUACCUAAACUACCACGGGAUAGUUUGGAGCAGACUAUGGAAGCAGCCGACAUAAAAGUAACGCCUAAAGCUGAUGUAGAUACAAACAACAACCCAAACCAUCUCAUCACGUGUUCAGUGAAGGAUGGAAUGCUAACAAUAGGAAAUACCCAGGUACCGGUUUUCAAUCCAGGAAAUAAGACAAAAGUACCAGACGUACUUUUUUACGAAAAUCCCCAGCAUCUAGCUGUCAUGGAAGAUAUGUUGAAAGAUUUCCUAUUAGGGGAACACCUGCUGUUAGUUGGAAAUCAGGGUGUUGGAAAGAAUAAAAUUGUCGACCGUUUUCUUCAUUUAAUGAAUAAACCCCGCGAAUACAUCCAAUUACAUAGAGAUACCACAGUUCAAACCCUGACAUUGCAGCCGACAGUUAAAGAUGGAGUCAUUGUUUACGAAGACUCGCCAUUGGUGAGGGCAGUGAAAAUGGGCCAUGUCUUAGUUGUUGAUGAAGCAGAUAAAGCACCCACACACGUGACUUGUAUCCUGAAGACUCUGAUUGAGUCCGGCGAGAUGCAUUUAGCAGAUGGAAGACGUAUUGUGUCCCAUAAAUCUGGGCACGUCUCUCUAGAUAACACAAUCGUCGGUCACCCAGACUUCAGGAUGAUUGUAUUGGCAAACAGACCUGGUUUUCCCUUCCUCGGAAAUGACUUUUUUGGAGCAAUGGGGGACAUCUUCAGUUGCCACGCAAUUUUGAAUCCCGACAUGGAAUCGGAAAUGUCAAUGUUACAGCAAUAUGGUCCAAAUGUGCCUAGGAACGUCCUGGAGAAAUUAGUAAAUGCCUUUGGAGAACUCCGCAGCAUGGCAGAUCAAGGUUUGAUCUCCUAUCCCUAUUCAACCAGAGAGGUCGUUAAUAUUGUCAAACAUAUGGAGAAAUAUCCCAAUGAUGGUCUUCGAAAAGUAGUGAAAAAUGUAUUUGACUUCGACGCGUACAGUAAGGAGCUGCAAGAGACCAUUAUUAAAACAAUGCAUAAGCACGGAAUACCUUAUGGUGUAUCCCAAGCGGAAGUCAAUCUUGCGAAGGAAUUUCCUCUUCCUCCACUCAGUAAAACUGGCAGUUGGUCUAUUCAGAGACCUGAGCAAAAAAGGAAAACAGCUAUGAUGAGUUUACCUGUUGAAACUAGCGAAAUAGUCAUCAAAGGACCAUUGGAAGUAUUUCCUCAGUCUGUAGCCAUGGAGAAAAACACCGCCCGAGCCUCACUUUUUACUGAGCAGGAAUCUUAUUGGAACAUUCCCAUGCACGAAACCAAUAUUAUCAGUGAUGUGGCCGUCACAAAGGCAUCGAACCAGGCUGCUGGCAAGUUUGACAUUAUUCACAUUGUAACGGCUAAUCCUAUUGGUUUGUUUUCGGUCAAUCCAAAACUAUCAACUUGUAGCGUCCUUGACCUUUAUGAUAUGUUUCCAUCAACAUCUGGCUCAUAUCGCCCGCGUGUUCGAAUCGCUCCUUUAGCCGAACCUCUUGAUUCAAAUGUGUUCCUUCAUGAGGAAGUAACCAACUCGGUCUUGGUUGUCAACUUUAAAACAGGUGACGUAUGCCGGCUUUCAUCUCGAGCACUGCCGGAAAUACCCACAGAAAAGAGACGAUUUCCAGCCUCUGCUUCACAAACUGUGAACCCUUACAGAAUGUGCCCAAGCACUCUUCCCGACGCCAAGGGGACAAUUCUCUUCUACAAGGAAGGCGGUGACAACAUUGUGGCAGUCACAGGAAAAUAUGCUCAUUCUGUUGAUGUUCCCCUUGUAAUCAAGCAGGCACACCAAGCAGGCGCGGACCAGUGGCUCCUCAGUAACGACAAUGAUGAAAAGUUUUUAGUGCAAAUGGCGGAUGACAAUUCUUUUCUACUGUAUCCUAUAAGUGAGAGUGGCGACAGAUCAUUGGUACGUGGUCUAUCGUCGGUCCCACUGAGUGACGAACAGCUCAAACUUUCUCUGAGGAAUGAAAACGCGGGACCAAACAGAACGUCAGUCCUGCGUGAUUCUUACGUGUCUGUCUUAAAAGGAUUCCCUGACUCCUCAGAUGUUGAAGUAUACAGUUCUCCAAGAGAGCCAUUACCAGAAAAUAAGUCACAGGCUCAAGAAAUUGUCAACGCACCUACCUUCGGAUUGUUUGGAUCGUCCACACCCAAACCAGAUGUUAAUCCAACAAAACGAUCUCAAAUAGUCUGUCUGCCGGAUUCUGGUCAGAUAGUAGAGGGACUGCCUAAAUGGAAGGUUCCUGAAUCUGCUUUGACAAGCGCAGAGAGAGCUCGAGAUGUCAGUGGAUACCUAGAGGUCAUUGACCCGGUAAACCAUAUGCUACGUUAUAUCCCGGUCCCUCCUGCUACUAGACAAUCGCCAUAUUUGUCCUGGAUGUCCUCCAUAGCGGACUCGCACCUCUUCGUGGCUCCAAUGAGUGAGGAUGGAUUGGUGACUGUCGACGUUGGGGGUUGUAUUCGUACGUGGGAGACAGCGUUGGUCAAUUUACAGCGGUCACUGGGAGAAUGGAAAAACAUGAUGGGACUGGAUGAUGGUAGACCACUUCAGAUUACGAAAGAAAGAGAAAGUGGUCGAAAAGCAGAAGGUCCGAAGCACGGGAAAAUUGACCCUAAGAAUGCUCCGCAUCAUGGUGGAAACACCUGGGCAGGUGGUACAGGUGGUAGCAACACUGCAGGACUCGGUGGGAUUGGAGGACCGUAUCGACUUGAUGCUGGACACAAGGUUUACCAAGUUCCUCAACACGAGAAGGAUGCAGUGCCGGAGCACGUCAGAGAGGCCGCGAGGGAUAUGGCGCGAAAAGCAUUCAAAGAGAGGCUCAGGGAAAUCAACAUGAGCGAAUAUGACGCGGAUGUGUACGAAGAUUUUUCAAAAGCUGUCAGAAACCAGGUUUCAUCCUUGCGAGUAAUCUUGGACAGCCUUCAAGCAAAGGGUAAAGAGAGACAGUGGUUGAAAAAUCAAGCAUACGGGGACUUGGAUGAUUCAAAACUGAUUGAAGGAAUAACGGGUGAGAAAUCUAUUUAUAAAAGACGAGGAGAGAAAGACCCCGAACUUGGCACACCUCAGGAAAAACCGAAAAGAAUCCGCUUGUUGGUUGAUGUGUCCGGAAGUAUGUAUCGAUUUAACGGGUAUGACGGGAGGAUGAACCGCGAAAUGGAGGCUACACUUAUGAUGAUGGAGGCAUUAGAAAAGUACGAGGAAAAAUUCAAGUACGAUAUAUACGGGCAUUCAGGGGAGGAUCACAAGGUGGUGUUGGUUGACAAAGAUAAAGUCCCCACGAAUAAUAAAGAGCGCCUUAUCGUUAUCAAGACCAUGCACGCGCAUUCCCAGUUCUGCCUUAGCGGUGACACGACUUUAAUGGCGACCCAGCAUGCUUCAGACGAACUCGCCAAAGAAGAAGCAGACGAACAUUUCCUGAUUAUUCUUAGUGACGCUAACUUUGAUCGAUAUGGAAUUUCUCCAAGAAAAUUCGGGGAAAUUCUUAAGAAAAACGAGAAAGUGAACGCGUAUGUGGUUUUCAUCGGUUCCUUGGAGGACCAAGCCAGCCAGCUGAUCAAGCAACUUCCUACGGGCCACGCCUUCAUUUGUUUGGACACUAAAAAUUUACCGCAGAUCUUGCAACAAAUAUUUACAUCUACCAUGCUAUCUGGUAGAUGAUGAAGGUUAAUUUUAUAUGCAUGGAAGUACAAUUUUCCUAAUUUUACCGUUAAUAUAACUGUAUACCUGGACUAUUGUGUACUAGUAUACAUAUCAUAUUAUAGUAUUACUAAGUUAUGCUUAUUCACACGUUUGUAUUUUAUAAAAUGAACUGUUCACAAUCAAUAAACAAUAAACAUUUA